Molecule: messenger RNA, 3106 nt
Organism: Pangasianodon hypophthalmus (striped catfish)
Lineage: Eukaryota; Metazoa; Chordata; Actinopteri; Siluriformes; Pangasiidae
Gene: sufu
Product: suppressor of fused homolog (Drosophila)
Exons: 13
Coding region: 217-1674 (485 amino acids)
Cellular component (GO): cytoplasm; nucleus
Molecular function (GO): transcription factor binding
Source: RefSeq, a predicted model, not a curated record
UCAGUCAAAGUAAGAGGCCACGCCUCCCGCUGACCCCGCAAACCCUGGGGGAGACGAGUGUUCAGGGUUUUUAAAAGAUAUAUACGCUGGAAUAAAGUUAACUUUUUGCGCGAGGAUUAUCACUUAAGAGGGUUGUUUUGUACUUUUGUGAAGGGAGCGUAGGAUUUCGGUAUUUUCGGAGGGCUUUUCCAUUCUUUUCGGGUGUCGUGGUGAAGGAUGGAUGAGAUGCGGCCUAGCGGCGGAGCGGCUGGCCACCUCGGGCUCGCCUCGCUCUUUCCGCCGGGUCUGCAGGCCAUCUAUGCGGAGUCCCGGCGCCUGUAUCCCGAUCAGCCAAACCCGCUACAAGUCACUGCCAUCGUUAAGUACUGGUUAGGGGGGCCAGAUCCUCUGGACUACAUAAGCAUGUACAGGAACGUGGGAUGUCCUGCUCUGGAUGUCCAGGAACACUGGCACUAUGUGAGUCUUGGCCUGAGUGAUUUGUACGGAGACAACAGAGUUCAUGAAUUCACUGGUCCAGAAGGUCCAAGUGGAUUUGGCUUCGAGCUUACAUUUCGGCUGAAGAGGGAGCCCGGUGAGACGGCUCCCCCCACCUGGCCAGCUGAGCUUAUGCAAGGUUUGGCUCGGUACGUCUUUCAAUCAGAAAACACAUUCUGCAGUGGUGACCACAUUUCAUGGCACAGCCCACUAGACAACAGCGAGUCCCGAAUCCAGCACAUGCUGCUCACAGAGGAUCCCCAGAUGCAACCUGUACAAACCCCCUUUGGGAUGGUCAGCUUUCUUCAAAUCGUGGGGGUGUGCACGGAAGAGCUCCAGGCAGCACAGCAGUGGAAUGGACAGGGCAUUUUGGACCUGCUCCGUGGAGUGCGUGUUGCUGGAGGUCCCUGGUUAAUCACUGACAUGAGGAGAGGGGAGACUAUAUUUGACAUUGAUCCUCACUUACAACAGGAGAGGGUGGAUAAAGGCAUUGAAACAGACGGCUCUAACCUGAGCGGUGUCAGUGCCAAGUGUGCAUGGGAUGACCUGAGCCGACCUCCCGAGGAUGAGGACGACAGCCGCAGCAUCUGCAUUGGAUCACAGCCACGCAGGCUGUCUGAGAAAGACACCGAACAGAUCAGGGAAGCCCUGAGGAAAGGACUGGAGAUUAACAGCAAGUCAGUCUUACCCCCCAUUAACAGCCAGAGACACCAUCAAGACCGGCCAGUACAAUCAGUCGGACAUUUGCAGAGCAAGCAGAACUCAAGAAGUCGUAAGGACAGUCUGGAAAGUGAGAGCUCAUCUGCUAUUGUUCCUCAUGAGCUGGUGAGGACGCGACAGCUGGAGAGUGUGCACCUCAAGUUCAAUCAGGAGUCUGGAACUCUGCUCCCACUGUGCCUUAGAGGUCGCCUCCUUCACGGGAGGCACUUCACAUAUAAAAGUAUCAAUGGUGACACGGCAAUCACUUUUGUAUCCACUGGAGUGGAGGGUGCCUUUGCAACAGAAGAGCACCCCUACGCUGCUCAUGGGCCUUGGCUACAGAUCCUUCUCACUGAAGAGUUUGUGGAACACAUGCUAGGCGACCUUCAGGAUCUGAAUAUUCGUGACGAGUCCAAGCUACCAAAGGAAUACAGCUGGCCUGAUAAGAAGCUGAAGAUUUCUAUCCUGCCAGAUACAGUGUUUGACAGCCCGCUGCAAUAAGACUGAGAAGCUGUGUCUCUCCCCACGUCUCUAGAGAAGUGCUGAGCUGCAGGGGCUCCAUAGAGACUCGUGCUUAUACACGGACUUUUAAUGGACACGUAGACAGUUGACUCCCUCUCAGACAGCUGUUGGCACAAGACACUGAAUAUGCCUUUUUUCACUAAGUAUUAACUCCAUCAUAGCAUUUACACUUCAGAUGUUUCUGCUGAAUGCAUUGUGUCCAAAUACCCUCAUACCCUUUAUCUUCAAAAGUCUACCUGUGUGCCUGUAGAAUGUGUAUAGAAGAUUUUUGAAUAUUUUUUUGAAUAUUCGAUAUGGUUGUACUGAAAAAGGGCUUUCUGCGUAGCUGUUUCUGGUGUGCAUUAACCCAGACUGAUAUUUGCAUCAGGUUGAAGAAUGACUUGCCUACAUCUAAACAACCAUACCUAUUGAUUUUAUGGGAGAACAAACAGGGAAGAGCUAAUACGGUUAGAUUUUUCCUUUUUCCUUUUUUUUUUUUUUUUGAGGUCAGAAUAUGAUAAUUAUGCAGAAGAGGUUGGUUGAAACCAUGUUUACACAUUUUAAGGGAUUGGGCAUAGCAAAUUCAUAGCCCUGCCAAAAAUCCUCAAACUUUUUCUGUGCCACAGGGAAGUACUGAUGUAAAUCUUGCUUUGAAAAGAAAAGCGUUAUCUUAAACGUUCAUGUUAUGUGUAAAAAGAUUGAUUAUGCCAAAGGUGUAUCUCCUCAAAAAUUUAAUUAUUUCAAGUGCAGAAAGAUAUACUGCCAAUCCAAACGUGAUGAAUUUGUCUUGUCAAUUAUUAGUACCUUACUGCAUUAUUCAAAAACGUGUACAUUCAUCACUAAGUCUUGCUAAGAAAUGUUUACUGGCUAAAGUAAACUUUUUACCAGCAAAACUAUAACAAACUGCUUCUCAUGAACUCAAGCUGUAAUUAAUGUACCUUUUAUAUCAUGAGUUACUGAAGUGUUUAAAUUGCUCUCGAAUUAAAUACACUAGUGCCUAUUUAAACCUGUGAUCAACACUAUCAUGAUGCAAGUUGCUAAUCUAAACCAAAGCCAGUAUUUAAUUUGCAUUCUCAUGUAUUGGAUGUAGUAGAUCAAAAACCCAUUUUAUUAUCAUGUUUUUUUUCUUUCCCUUUGAUUUCUUUAACCAUUUAAAGUGCAAUGGUUAACAUUUCCACCCAUCGUUCCUGUUACGUUCCAUGUUAUUUUAUGGAUGUAAGCUAAAAGGUGUUUGUGGGGACAGGAGUAUGUUCACACACACUGCAUUAGUUCCUUAUUUACCAGAAAUGCGAACUAAACCACAAGGUUUUUUUUUUUUUUUUUUUUUUUUUUUUAAAAGAGAUGUGUUUAUGUAGUGUAUUGUCUUUUCUUCAAAUCACUAAACUGCCUGUAUUUCUUACCAUUAAUGUGCAUUAAAGUUUAUUUACAUAAA